AUACAUACGGUCCGGAGUUGCACGUUUCAAGUCGAAGUCCAGGCAGCUAGCUCCUUUGCGUUGAGAAAUCAUUUAUUUGGUGAUUAAUCUGUCCUCUUGACAACCCAGUUAUUUUCCUCAACUUUGAAAGAUCAUACCAGAAUCAAAAUGCCCGCCAAAGGCUCUGCUAUGAAGGGAGAAAAAAAGGCUGUCAAGUCGUCCAAGGCGAUGGGAUCCCGAACAGGGGACAAGAAGAGAAGGCGAAGGAGGAUGGAGUCAUACAACAUCUACAUCUACAAAGUCCUCAAACAAGUUCACCCCGAUACUGGUAUAUCAAGCAAAGCCAUGUCAAUCAUGAACAGCUUUGUUAAUGAUAUCUUUGAAAGGAUUGCAGCGGAAGCUUCGAGGUUGGCUCAGUACAACAAGAAAAGCACCAUCAGCAGUAGGGAGGUACAAACAGCUGUUCGCCUCCUACUUCCCGGGGAGCUGGCCAAACACGCCGUAUCAGAGGGCACCAAAGCGGUUACCAAAUACACCACGUCGCGGUAGAGAUGCGGUCAUUUCGAACAGCUCCGGUCGCCACCGAAGUCAAAAAAGCGGUUGAAACCAUAUGGAAUGAAUCGCUGAGGCAUUAACCGAGAUAAAAACAUGCUGCAUCUAUCAACUAAUCUUUUUGGUGAUCAAUCAUUUUGACGAUUAAUAUCGUGAAAUAUUAAAAGAUCGUGUCACUUGAGCUAGUUGUUGAAAUUACAUCACAUGCUGAUAUGUCUGGAUCUGAGCAACGCUUGUCUUUCAUUGUUCCAUCUUUUGAUCGAAUUUCUUUGUUUGUCGAAUGAUUUCGGUUUAUAGUCAAGGAUAUACAUUAAGUACGCCAUAUUGAUAUUUUUAAAUGUUUGAGAUUCAUUUGUAGAAAUAAAGUAAUAUUGAAAAACAAUAUGCAUUUUGUAGGGCGGGGGAAGGGGUCCGUAAUAAAAUCCUACAGAAUAACAAAAUUUUAGUUAUUGGCAUAACAGACACUUAUCACAUGCAAGUUUUGGGCCAAAGAAAACGAAUGAUUUAGUCUCUUGUCCUUCACCGGGUAGAUUUGUUUAAUUAAAACUUUCUGCUGAGUAAUUAUCACAAUAUAACUUACUAGUGUAUUCGUUUUCUGAGAUUAAUACCAUACGAAGUUAAGAAUUUAAGAACGAUGUUUAGUUAAGAUUUUAAAAGGUCCAGCCCCACCCUCCCCCCAAAAAAUCAUUUGAGUUAACAGAGAAAAUCAGAGAACAUACUUGUAGCACUGAAAAUGCUAUGACAUUAUUGGAUGUAAAAUACGAAAUUAUUGGCAUUUUAAAGUUUUUUUUUCAUCACAAACCAGUUUUUGUGCACAUCCUGGUCAGUAUGCAAAUUAUGUCACACCCUCACUGUAUAGGCCUAUUAAUAUAUAAAAUAUCGAAUGUUCAUUAUGAAAUAGUGUUUUCACAUUUUUCAUUAGGAAUCAAGCUUGAAUUUAAGAGGGUGGGAAAUGGGUAAAAAAUAUAUAUAUCACAUUCAUUCACAAUGGAAUAGAAAUGAAAAAAUGUGACGUCAUCGGUUUCCUCACUUACAUACCUUCCAUGAGAUAAGCAUAUAACUGUCUCGAGAAAUACCCCCCCCCCUCAAGAUAAAAAAUCAAAAUGUUCAUAUUUAUGUUUCAUUCGAUUUUCUCGGAAAGUUCAAUGUUAUGAUUCUUCGAUUUUCUCUAUUAGUGGAUGGACAUGCCCUUCAUUGCAUCUGUGAUCAUAUUCUGGGGG
Messenger RNA from Lytechinus pictus (painted urchin), 1751 nucleotides. RefSeq names its product late histone H2B.L4-like. NCBI's taxonomy places the organism in Eukaryota, Metazoa, Echinodermata, Echinoidea, Temnopleuroida, Toxopneustidae. Gene Ontology annotation, cellular component: nucleosome. Gene Ontology annotation, molecular function: DNA binding; structural constituent of chromatin; protein heterodimerization activity. The record is from RefSeq and is a predicted model, not a curated record. The transcript is spliced from 4 exons. Bases 148 to 528 code for a protein of 126 amino acids.